AAUCAGGACGCUGUCUCACUCAGCCCCCCGUCCAAUGGGAAUAGCGCGCGUGCAGGUGGCUCUGCUAUUAUCAGCGGGUCCCGCUUCCCCCGCAACUAAAGAGCAAGCGAGUCAAUUUAUGGAAAGACAAGCCGAGCCCUUAAUGGUUCCCAUCAAAACCACUAAAAACAUCAUCAGAGCGGCCGACUUCCGCACGGCUUCCUGUGGCGGGCACGUUUAGCUCAGACAGCUGACAGAACGAGACCAACACCAGCACGCGGAGACGUUUGUGGGAGUUUUCGAGCUGUUCGCUUCCCCAGAGAGGAGAGAAGUUUUCCAACAAUCCCAGAGUCUUCCUCCUCUUCUUCCUCCUUCAGGAUACUUCAGGAGAGAGCAGCAGAAGUGGCCUGGCUUCUAAACUUAAACAUUACAACUUAAAAUUCAUAUUUAUUUGUGUUUCCCGUUUGUUAUCUGAGCGCGUACCUGUGGUUCAUGUUCACAAAUGUUAGCGAUCGGGCAAAUGGAGGCUAACCGGCAGAGUGCGUUCGUCCUGGGCAGCACCCCGCUGGCGGCGUUGCACAACAUGACCGAGAUGAAGACAUCCUUGUUCCCGUACGCUCUGCAGCAGAGCCCGGCGGGCUUCAAGGCGCCACAUCUCUCCAACCUCAGCUCCCAGCUCGCCCUUGGCACCCCACAUGGAAUAAGCGACAUCCUGGGAAGACCCGUCACCACGGCCGGGCAGCUGCUCUCCGGGUUCCCCAGGAUAAACGGCCUGGCGACCACCGCAGCUGCUGCCGCUGCAGCGGGGAUGUACUUCAGCCCGGCGGUGUCGCGGUACCCGAAGCCGCUGGCCGAGCUGCCGGGGAGGGCGCCCAUCUUCUGGCCCGGGGUCAUGCAGGGUUCUCCCUGGAGGGACCCGCGCCUUCAUUGUCCAUCUCAGGCGAGCAUGAUGGUGGACAAGGACGGAAAGAAGAAACACUCCAGACCAACUUUUUCAGGACAGCAGAUCUUUGCACUGGAAAAAACUUUCGAGCAGACGAAAUACCUGGCCGGCCCGGAGAGAGCGCGCCUGGCUUAUUCUUUAGGGAUGACUGAGAGUCAAGUCAAGGUUUGGUUCCAGAACAGAAGAACCAAAUGGCGGAAGAGACACGCAGCAGAGAUGGCCACGGCUAAAAAGAAGCAUGACUCUGAGACGGAGAAGAUGAAGGAGAGCUCGGAGAACGAGGACGACGACGAAUAUAACAAGCCGCUGGACCCAAAUUCAGACGACGAGAAAAUCACGAGACUGUUGAAAAAGCACAAGGCCACCAACCUGGCGCUGAUCAGCCCUUGCAGUAACAGCUCGGACACCUUGUGAUGCACAUACCUGGGGGGUUAAGUCUAGGGGGUCCAUUAAUAAAAAGAGAGACUUGUCGCACUCUUUUUGGCCCCCUUUCCACCUGACAUUAUGAACAUGCGCCUGUUGGGAUGCAUUUCACACAGAAAUAGCGAGAAGAGCGAGAAAUUCGGAGUGUGUGCCAUGACGCACGGAAGACGCGCUCACCAUUACGUGACGCGCGGUUGGCUGCAUCCAAACCCAAACUUUUACUGACUCUGUGUACUUGGAGAUGUAACUCCUGUUAGAACUGGGCUUAAAGAAGGCUGAUAUUCAUGUCAGCUGAAAGGAAAAUAAAUAUUGGGACAUAAAAUAGUUUUGGCGACGCAAAUCAGUUUGUACGCAUCCAACUGGAAUUUUAACAACAGGUGUAAAUGUAACUAAACUUCAUACAUACUCACACAUUUCAGAUCAGUGUUGGGCCUAUGAGCGUAAUUAAUUACCUUUAAUUCUACACAUAAAGCUGCUUUAUUUUACCAUUCCUACAAUAUUGUGAGUCCCAAACUCCCCCCAAAACCUCUGUCACCUUUUAGGGCUAUGAAGGCUGCUCAUUUUGCUGUUAAUGAGAUCAUUAAUGGUGUAUUUUAUUGGACAUAUAACUUUAUUUUUAAUCUGAAGGUAAAUGACAAGUAUUGCACUCAGUUAUUUCUCAACUGUGCACCGGUUUAUAUAAUUCCUUUUUAAACAUUUUUGGUUUUGGUUUCUAAAAAGUCAAUAUUAUUUUGCACAGUUUUGAGCUUUUAUCGUCAUUUUUUCAAUAUCAGCAGCCGACACUGAUCCGGAUCCGGGCCGCAUGUUAAAAUGGCAGGUGUAAACGGGGCCUGUGAUGCUUCUAAAGCUCAGUCUAAGCAGGGUAUCUUCUGUCCUAAGAGGCAAGAGAGCAGAAUGUUCAGAGAUGGCGCAGGUUUGUGAUGAAUGGAUGAAUCGUGCUGCAGCCUGACGAUGAAAAUGUACGUGUGUGGAUUGUAUAUAUUUUUUACUGAAUAAGUUAUGUUCGGACGCGCUUAUUCCCCUCUCUGAUAGACCUGCUGCUUCCUUUUUAUUCCUGCAGAAUAAUGUCGUCUCUUUCCUCCUCGUUUUUCAGUUCAGUUCGGAACAUUAAUGUACAGACGCAGAAUGCUGUAAAUAAUCACUGUAAAAAAUAUCAAAAGCUUGUUUUAACGUCACAGCACACGGACUUUUUUGUUUCAUUUGAAAAGUGUCUGUCUUUUUUUUUUUUUGACCUCAUCAGCACAGCGGAGCAGCAGACUGGAGCCUCGUUUCUGUUGGAUUUAAAGAGAGUAUUAUCACUUCCAGGAAGGUUAAAGGAAGAAAAACACUUUGUAUAAUGAAUAAAUUAUUUAACAAAA
Molecule: messenger RNA, 2703 nt
Organism: Notolabrus celidotus (New Zealand spotty)
Lineage: Eukaryota; Metazoa; Chordata; Actinopteri; Labriformes; Labridae
Gene: nkx6-2
Product: NK6 homeobox 2
Exons: 3
Coding region: 482-1336 (284 amino acids)
Biological process (GO): cell differentiation; regulation of transcription by RNA polymerase II
Cellular component (GO): nucleus
Molecular function (GO): RNA polymerase II cis-regulatory region sequence-specific DNA binding; DNA-binding transcription factor activity, RNA polymerase II-specific
Source: RefSeq, a predicted model, not a curated record